Molecule: messenger RNA, 2569 nt
Organism: Haplochromis burtoni (Burton's mouthbrooder)
Lineage: Eukaryota; Metazoa; Chordata; Actinopteri; Cichliformes; Cichlidae
Exons: 4
Coding region: 1295-2569 (424 amino acids)
Molecular function (GO): nucleic acid binding
Source: RefSeq, a predicted model, not a curated record
AAAAAAAACCUUUUGAAAUAGACAGUACCAAUUAUUUUGAGUCACCUUUUUCACUAACUAUGUAUUUAUACACCUCUCUGUAUUUAAUUAUUAGUUAUUAUUGAUAUCUGGCUCUCCACAGCGUGUCUUCGUCCUGUCUUCCUCCCCUAACCCAAGCCGGUCACGGCAGAGGCCUCCCCUCCCCACCAUGAGAAUGGUUCUGCUGGAGGUUUCUUCCUGUUAAAAGGGAGUUUUUGUUCCCAUCAUUGCCAAAGCUGGACUGUGUGCACUAGGCAUGAAUGGAGGACCCAAUGUGCAGACACCAGGAGGUAAAAAGUGCACUCAAAACAGUUUUAUUGCUCAACACGAACGUAACUAAACUGAAAAGAAAUGGAGAUCAUGACACAGACCAAGGAAAACAUAAGGCUUCAAUACACAGAGGGAUAACAAAGGAAUGACACACAAGAGGAGAGCACAGCUGGGAGUCAUCAGACAUAACGAGACCGAGGGGGAGCAAACCUGAAAACAUUAACAUGGGACACAGACUGUCAAAGUAAAACAGGAAAUAUAACGCAGUAACGUGGACAUGAUACUGAGACAGACAUGACAAAAGCAUAACACUGAACACAGGGAAGGCAUAUAAACAAAACCUAAGACUGGAAAUAAGGAGACACUAAAGAACUUGGGGAGCAAGAAAUAAAGAAACUAAAUAACAGAAUAUAGAUGAACAAAAUCAAAACCACUGGAUCACCAGACCCAGGUACCCUAACAAAAGCACUUUGCUCGUGGGGGUCCUAUGAUUGUGGGGUUUUCUCUAUUAUCUUUUUAAUGUUGUAGGAUCUUUACCUUACAAUAUUUAGUGCAAAAGAGAUUUAUAAAUAAAUGUGCUGUAUAAAUAAAACUGAAUUGAAUGUAGUCUUGGUUACAGUUUUUCUCAAAUCUUAAAACACAAAAGCCAAUCCUGUAACCCAAAUGACCAGUAGUCUAAACACAUUUACGAAAUGUAGCCACCAUAUUCCAGUACCAUAAACACAUGUCACAUGAAGACACAAUUCACAAAACACAACCCUCUGUACUCAUAAAUCUAAACACAUUUUCCCUUGCUAAAACACAUGUUGCAAAACAACUCUGCUCAUAUUCUCAAAUGAAAGCCCAUGUGAUGCAAAAUGCUUGCCACAGUCACCAAUCUUUGAACACAGGGAACACACCUGGCGUCAGUCACUACACACAAUGACUCAAAAUUGAAGACACCUGUUGCUAAUGAUGUGACCCCACCUAUAAAAGCAUAGUUUGGUGAAGAUGCCAAACAAUCACAAUGGAUGAAGGCAUUCGAGCGUGCGGAAGGAGAAGAGCUGCAGGCCAAAGAGGAAGAGGGGUUGAGAUCAGAGGAGGAAGAGGUGAAGGCCUAAGAAGAAGAGGAGUUCGGAGUAGAGGAGGAAGAGAAGGAGGCCAACAAGAGAGAGGAGAAGGUCCAGGUGGGAGAAGAAGACAACCUCGCACCAUCAUAACAGAUGAUAUGCGAGCAACAGUAAUUGAUCAUGUCAUUGUCCAUGGCAUGACAAUGGCUGAAGCGGGACGAAGAGUACAUCCAAACCUGAGUAGGUUCACCGUGGCCACCAUUAUCAAGGCAUUUAGACAACACAACAGAGCUGAAAGAAUGCCACAUAGAGGUGGGAGGGUUGCCAUAUUCACAGCGGCACAAGAAACCCUCAUUGCAGAUAUGGUCCGUGAGAACAACUGCAUUAGACUCCGAGAGAUCAGAGACAAAGUCAUUGCAGAUAAUGUAAACUUUGAGAACAUUGAUGCUGUCAGCGUGUCCACAAUAGACCGAGUUCUCCGGCGCCAACAGAUGAGGAUGAAACAGGUCUACAGGGUUCCCUUUGAGCGCAACUCUGCGCGACACAUAGAACAACGUUACGAGUAUGUGCAAAGGAUAAUGCAGUUGGACGCGAUGGCCAGACCCCAUGAGUACCUCUUCCUGGAUGAGGCUGGCUUCAACCUCCAGAAACGAAGGCGAAGAGGCCGUAACAUCAUUGGCCAAAGAGCCAUCACUGAGGUUCCUGGCCAACGGGGGGGUAAUAUUUACACUAUGGGUACGGAGGGGCUUGUCCACCGGCAUGCUGUCCUUGGGUCUUACAACACCCAACGUCUCCUCACCUUCCUAGAGGAGCUAAAAGACAUCCUCCUGGACCGUCAACAACACCAUCCUAGGCUAGCACAUCACAUGUAUGUGAUCAUUUGGGACAACGUCCGCUUCCACAAAACACACCAAAUCAGAGAGUGGUUCACCACCAACAGUGACCACUUUUUAAACGUCUGUCUGCCACCCUACUCCCCUUUCCUGAACCCUAUAGAGGAGUUCUUCUCAUCAUGGAGAUGGAAGGUGUAUGACAGACAGCCAUACACAAGAGAGAACCUCGUACGGGCAAUGGAGCUGGCCUGUGCUGACAUCCCAGUGGAGGCCUUCCAGGGAUGGAUUCGCCAUUCCAGGGCGUUUUUCCCGCGGUGCCUAGCAAGGGACAAUAUAGCCUGUGAUGUGGAUGAGGUGAUGUGGCCCAAUGCAGCUCGGCGACAUGAUGCCGCACAGUGA